AUGGCUAAUGAAGAUCUGAUGAAUGAUUUAUCUUCAACUCCACCAACGUCAACCACAAGUUCUCCCACAUCAUCCCAUCGUCAAUUAAACAUGGAUCAUAAUAAACCAAAACGUCAAAGAAGAAGUUAUAGUUGUGGUCCUUGUAAAUUAUUAAAGAUUAAAUGUGAUUUAACUAUACCUUGUACUUCAUGUCAAAGAUUUAAACGUACUGAUCGAUGUUUACAACAUCCACCUCAACCUCCAAGUCAAGAAGAAUUAUAUAAAAUAAAAGAACGGAAAAAGAGAACCAAUAUAAAGAAAUUAAGAUUAACUAAUAAUUUAGUGCAAACUUAUAAUUCAACAAAUGAUUCAUUACCUUCAAUGUCAAAUUCAAUAACUAAUGUUUCAAGACAAAUCAUUGCAAAUAUUGAAAGUCCUAUAAAGUAUAGUUCGGUGGAUUUGAAUAGAUAUCCCAUCCCAUAUCCUACUUUAGAUCAUCAACAACAACAAGCUCAACAACAACAACAACCUUACCAUUUAAGAGGCUUACCAGUAUCUUCAGCUCAAUAUGCUCAUCAAUAUGUAGUACCUUUACCACCAAUUCAACCUCAUACUAAUGGUCAACCAUAUCCUCAACCCAAGUAUCCACAACAACUGCAACUGCAACUGCAACUGCCAUUUCCUUUACCUCAAAUUAAUCAAUCUACUCGUUUACAACAUUCAAUACUACCUCCUCAACAAAUACCCUCACAACAACAAGAACAUACACUUCCACCUAUAAAGCAAGAACAAUCACAACCUCAAGAUCAAACAAUCAUACUCAAUCCCCUUUCAACCACCAUUAUAGAUCAACAAUUGGAUCAAGAUAAAAACACCAUGAUAUCAUUACUGAUGGUUGAUAUUAAAAGAAUUAAACGACUCUUACCUACUAAAUUUGAAAUCUUUGAAGAUUUACAUCAAUUAUAUCUUAAAUCUAUGAAUGAUCAAAUCAUGGAUAUAAUGAAUUAUGAAACGAUGAAACAACAAAUCAAAUUAAUUUAUUUUAAAGUGAUUCAAAUCAAUGAUGAAGAUGCUACGAAAUUAAGUAGUUCAAUUGAAUUUAAUCUUAUUGAAUUAAGAAAUUUAUCCCUUUUAUUCAUCUUACUUUCAAAUGGAUAUUUAUUCGAUCAAACUAAUUUAAAUAACUUCUUACUUGAGAAGUCCCUCUUUAAAUCAAAAUUAGAUAUCAUUAAUGAUUGGAUUAAAAUUUCGAAAUAUUUAAAAUUGAAAAUCAUAAGUUAUAGUAAGAUCACCGAUAUUCUUUAUUUAUUGGAUUGGUAUUUCAUCAUUAAGAAUUAUUAUACUUAUUCGAAUCAAAUCGUACAGAAUUAUUUAGAAUUCAAUAAUUUAUUAAAUUAUGCUGUAUUGAAUAAUCAAUUCAUGGAAUUCAUUGAAGAUCCCGAUAAAGACCAAUCAGCGGGUGCAUCAAAUAACAUCAAUGAUGCGGCGGAUAGUGCUGCAUCAUCGUCUUCCAACUCUCUUCAUUUGAAUAAUGGAAAUGGGAAUGGGAAUGCAGUGAAAAAUUAUCCUCAAUCAUUUGAAUUUAAAUUAUUAGCGAGAUAUUGGAUGCAAUUAAGAUUAGUGGAGAUUGAAUUCACAUUUUUCCAAUAUAAAGGAUCAUUAUUAUCAUCGAAUCAACUAAAGAAUACCAUUGUUCCUCAUAAACAAUUAUUAAAAUCAUUAUAUGGGGAUAAUUUAAGUUCCAUAAAGAAUCCCUUGGUUAAGUUUGCCAUUCAAGUAUGGGGAUUAUACUACCGUCGAUCGAAAUAUUCCACCUCCAUAAAGGAUAUCAUUAAGAGUUAUCUUGAAUUAUAUGGUGAUAUCAUGGGAUUAUAUAUCGAUGAAUUGAAACAUGAACAAGCAUUAUAUUUCACCACUCCACCUCAACGGAAUCCGAAUGAGUUUUUCAAUGAUCCUGAAUUAUUUAAUAAUCAAUUGAAUAUCUUAAUGAAGAAUCAAAUUGCCUUAACGGUGUUUAUAAGAUGGUUAAGUUUUAUCCGAAUUGAAACCAAUUAUUUCCCUUCAUUGAGAUAUACUUCAUAUUUAACUUCAAUGAUGAAUUUAUUUAAUCAUUUUAAUUUAAUGGAUGAUAUGAUCACUGAGAGGAAUAAUGAAUUGAGUGAAGGUGAAGAACAUUUAAGAAUGGAUGAUUUAUUAACCAUCUUGAUCAAACAAUUCCCAUACCAUUAUAUUAGGAAUUUCUAUCAGAGUUUAAUCUAUCAAUCGAUUUUCUUAAUCAUUUUACAAGAUUUCAUAUUGAUUCCAAAUCAAACGUUUAAAUUGAAUUUGAAAUUCAUUUAUGAUUUGAUAUUCAGUCGUUUUCAAAAAACAUUUAAGAAAUUCUUAAAUAGUAAAUCAACCCUUUUAAAAAACUUACAUAAGAUUGAAUUCUUUAAAAAUUCAUUAAACCUUGUGAUUGAAUUCAAUAAUUAUUUACAAAAGAAACAAUCUGAAAGUGAUAUGGAAAACAGUCCAACCACAGCUUCAUCAUCAUCCACCACCGCCACUACCUCCUCAUCAUCUUCAUCUGCCUCACCUCAUCAAACUGCAACCCUCUCAGUAGGUGAUCUCACGGAAUUAAUCUAUCAAUUAAAAGUGAAUUUCAUUAGUUUUGAAAAUUGGGAAAUCUUAAUCAAUUUCUAUUUUGGAUCGAGGGAGAAUUUCAUGAGAUAUAUUGAAAAGAUCUGGGAUUUAUUCGAAUACUUCAAAAUUGAAUUAAAUGAAGACACAUCAAAUGGGAUAAGUAAUGGAAAUGGCACAAGUAACGGUUCAGCAACUCAUACGGGUACAUCCACUCCAACUUCAUCCAAUUUAAUACCCAUCACUAAUGAAUUAUAUUUGAAUGAUCAAUUGAUUAUCGAUAAUUGUCAUAAAUUAAGUGGAUUUGAAUUUGAUACCAACUCAGUAGUGGAAUAUAUUAAAGCUGUUGUUGAACCUAAUAUUCAAGAAUAA
Messenger RNA from Scheffersomyces coipomensis, 2970 nucleotides. RefSeq names its product Zcf8p (gene ZCF8). Gene Ontology annotation, cellular component: nucleus. Lineage: Eukaryota; Fungi; Ascomycota; Pichiomycetes; Serinales; Debaryomycetaceae. Gene Ontology annotation, molecular function: DNA-binding transcription activator activity, RNA polymerase II-specific; zinc ion binding; RNA polymerase II cis-regulatory region sequence-specific DNA binding. Gene Ontology annotation, biological process: regulation of transcription by RNA polymerase II. Bases 1 to 2970 code for a protein of 989 amino acids. The record is from RefSeq and is a predicted model, not a curated record. The transcript has a single exon.